UGUUUAGAUGAAUGACCUUUCCAAGUUGUUCUACUUAUCAGUAGUUUCAAAGGUUUGCAAGGAACUUGAAAAUCACUUGGGGUUUAGUGAUAAAGUUUUGGCGGAAUUCAUCAUCGACUUGGGGAAUAAACACCAGACUUUGGAAAGUUUUGUUCAAGCACUCACAGAAAGUGGCGGAGAAAAUUGGCCAGCUUCACUGUGUUCAAGUUUGUAUCGAAGUGUGUCCACUUUGCGAAAGGAGAAUGGCAUCGCUAAGGAGAAACCAAACUUCAACCCAAUCACUGUCCAACCGGAUGAAGAGCGUGUUGAAGAACAAAAGAAAAGAACCGAACAUUAUCCUGGAUUAGCUUUACCUGACCAUAGAGAGGAAGCUAGAAAACGAAUACAGGAAGACAUUUCGGGAAAGGAUUACUAUAGAAAGGGCGACUUCCUUGGCAUACCAAUUCAAUUGAGUGAUUCAGAAACCGAAGAAGAUAAUAAAAGUCGUAAGAAUCGGGGAAGUGAAAGGGUGAAACGAGAAGUUUCUCGUUAUGUACAGAAAGAUAGUUCUGUGAAAAGAAGAAGAAGAGAAAAAGAAGAAAUUCAAGUCGGUGCUAUUUAUUCUGGAAGAAUUACCAACGUCGUAGAGUUUGGAGCUUUUGUGGAGUUGGAGGAUGUACUUAUGCCUCCAGGCUUCGAAAAUAAAAAGAGCCAUGGUGGGAGAAACCGCGGUCCUGAAGGUUUGAUUCAUAUUUCUCAAAUUUCUAAGAGUGGAAGACGACUUGCUCAUCCUUCAGAAGCAGGCUUGGAAAGGGAAAAAAGAGUUUUUGUGAAAGUACUGUCACUUAAUGGAAAUCGAAUUGGUUUAUCGAUGAAAGAUGUAGAUCAAGAAACAGGAAAUGAUUGGUCUAUCAGUUCCAGAAUGGAUAAUACAGCAGUAUCCUUAUAUGAAAUGAAGUCUUCUAAUCCUGAAGUUCCGUCCUAUUCAUCCCAAAAUCAUUCGAGAAAGUUAAUCAGUGGAAUUCCAGCUUCCUUUGCAGAUGAUGAAGGAACAGGAAGACCUCGUAGACGUAUUCCUUCUCCAGAAGCUUGGGAACUCACACAACUACGAAAUGCAGGCGUUAUUCCUGAAACACAAAUGAAUAAAAUUUUAGGUUUACAAACUGGUGAUGAAGAGGAUAGUGGUGAUGUUCUUCAUCAUGUGGAAGAGCCAAAGGAAGAGUUGGAAAUUGAGUUGAAUGAAGAAGAACCCCAGUUCUUGCGUGGUCAGACGAGUAGAGCACAGCCUCUUAGUCCUGUUCGUAUCGUAAAAAAUCCUGACGGAACUUUACAAAGAGCUGCUUUGACGCAAUCCAAUCUAGCAAAAGAAAGACGCGAAAUGCGGGAACAACAAAAGAGAGCCAUUAUGGAAGGAAAUGGAGAAGACCUUAAUCGUGCUUGGGAAGAUCCUUUGACGGGAACAGAGGACACAAACUCUUUUAAGAAUCGGAGCAAUGUAGACAUUCCAGAUUGGAAAAAGAAAGCUUUAGGCACGGCACCUUCCCUAGGGUUUUCCAGGAAAGCAGAUAAAACAAUAGCUGAACAGCGUCAAAGUCUUCCAAUCUAUCGUCUCCGAGAUCAACUAAUGGAGGCGAUUGCUCAGAACCAAGUUUUGAUCGUUAUUGGUGAAACUGGAAGUGGAAAGACUACACAAAUUACUCAGUAUCUUCAUGAGGAAGGAUAUACGAAAGUAGGAAAGAUUGGAUGCACACAACCCAGACGAGUUGCAGCAAUUUCUGUAGCCAAACGCGUUUCAGAAGAGACCGGGACUCGAUUGGGAGAGUUGGUGGGCUAUUCCAUUCGUUUUGAAGAUUGCACAAGUCCUGAAACGAAAUUGAAAUAUAUGACCGAUGGAAUGCUAUUACGUGAGGCCCUUUUGGACCCUGAAUUGAGUGCUUAUUCAGUAAUCAUGUUGGAUGAAGCUCAUGAGAGGACUAUAUCGACCGAUGUGUUAUUUGGUCUACUGAAAGAUUGUAUUCAGAAGAGACCAGAAUUGAAACUGAUUGUCACUUCAGCUACCCUGGAUGCUGAGAAGUUUUCAUCCUAUUUCUUUAAUUGUCCUAUCUUUACUAUUCCGGGACGUUCCUACCCAGUAGAAAUUUUAUAUUCAAAGGAACCAGAAACUGAUUAUUUAGAUGCUGCGUUGAUUACUGUUAUGCAGAUUCACUUGUCAGAACCUCCUGGAGACAUUUUGUUAUUCUUGACAGGACAAGAAGAAAUUGAUACUGCUGCAGAAAUACUUUAUGAACGAAUGAAGAGCUUAGGUCCCCAAGUUCCCGAGUUGAUUAUUCUUCCAGUUUAUUCUGCUUUGCCUAGUGAGAUGCAAACUAGAAUAUUUGAACCUGCACCUCCCAAUGCCAGGAAGUGUGUCAUCGCUACCAAUAUUGCAGAAGCAAGCUUGACAAUUGAUGGUAUUUAUUAUGUAGUAGAUCCUGGAUUUGCCAAACAGAAAGUUUAUAAUCCAAAACUUGGAAUGGAUUCUUUAGUUGUUGCUCCGAUAUCUCAAGCAAGUGCUCGUCAACGUUCUGGUCGAGCUGGUCGUACUGGACCUGGAAAAUGUUUUCGUCUUUAUACAGAACAUGCCUAUAAGAAUGAAAUGUUGCCAACAAGUGUACCAGAAAUACAACGCACCAAUCUCUCGAAUACUGUACUUACUCUUAAAGCAUUGGGUAUCAAUGACUUGAUUCACUUUGACUUUAUGGACCCACCUCCAACACAACAUUUGAUUGCAGCUAUGGAAAACUUGUUUUGUUUGGGAGCCUUGGAUGAUGAAGGAAUGUUGACUAGAUUGGGAAGGAAAAUGGCAGAAUUUCCAAUGGAGCCACCUUUGAGUAAAAUGUUAUUGGCAAGUGUUGACUUGGGCUGCAGUGAAGAGAUUGUGACUGUAGUUGCAAUGCUUAGUGUUCAAAAUGUAUUCUAUCGUCCGAAAGACAAACAAGCACUUGCUGAUCAGAAGAAAGCAAAGUUCCAUCAGCCGGAAGGAGAUCAUCUCACCUUACUUGCAGUAUAUGAAGCAUGGAAAGCCAAUAAUUAUUCAACGGCUUGGUGUUUUGAGAACUUUAUUCAAGCCCGUUCUUUGAAGAGAGCCCAAGACAUUCGGAAACAAUUGGUAGCCAUUAUGGACCGGCAAAGAUUGGAUUUAGUGGCAGCUGGAAGAGCUUAUAAUAAGAUUAGGAAGGCUAUUGUGUCAGGUUUCUUUAUGCAUGCAGCUAAGAAGGAUCCCCAAGAAGGAUAUCGCACCAUUGCAGAAGGACAACCCGUUUAUAUUCAUCCUUCUUCAUCACUUUUUCAUAUUCAGCCGGAUUGGGUUAUUUAUCACGAGUUGGUACAAACUACUAAAGAGUAAGUCGUGGCGCUUGUUUAUCUUUGA
Molecule: messenger RNA, 3388 nt
Organism: Galdieria sulphuraria
Lineage: Eukaryota; Rhodophyta; Bangiophyceae; Galdieriales; Galdieriaceae
Product: pre-mRNA-splicing factor ATP-dependent RNA helicase
Exons: 5
Coding region: 8-3364 (1118 amino acids)
Biological process (GO): spliceosomal complex disassembly
Cellular component (GO): intracellular anatomical structure; catalytic step 2 spliceosome
Molecular function (GO): RNA binding; ATP binding
Source: RefSeq, a predicted model, not a curated record